Messenger RNA from Aspergillus chevalieri, 342 nucleotides. Its product is annotated as CVNH domain-containing protein. The record is from RefSeq and is a predicted model, not a curated record. Lineage: Eukaryota; Fungi; Ascomycota; Eurotiomycetes; Eurotiales; Aspergillaceae. Bases 1 to 342 code for a protein of 113 amino acids. The transcript has 2 exons.
AUGUCCUUCCAGAACAGCGCCUGUAACAUUUACCUAGACUCCGACCCCGGUGACACCGACAGAAAGACCUCCCUACAAGCAACCUGCAAUAAUGACCAAGGGACCGGCAUGACCAGCCAAAUUAAGCUUGACGAGGCUCUUGGAAACCAGGAUGGUCGAUUUAGCUGGAACGGACAGAAUUUCAGUAAUACCGCUCGCAAUGUCAGAUUGGGCAUGGAAGGACAACGAGAACCGGUGCUUCAUGCGGAGCUUCAGGAUAAUUCUGGGGAGUAUAGGGAGAGUGAGGCUCGGCUGGGUGAGCAUGUUGGGAAUAUUGAUGGGCAGCUGCGGUGGAAUAGUUGA